CAACUCAUAACUUCACUGAAUGGAAAAAGAUAUGGGCAGAUUAUAAAAGCAAUAUUAAGGCGAAGUUGCGAAGGAAUAAGGAGAGCAUGUCGGGAACAGGAGGUGGACCAUCGAGAUUCUGUUCAUUAACUGCGACGGAAGAACAAGUGGUUGCGUUACUGAACAUAGAUGAAUCUAUAAAUGGCGAGGCUGAAACAAUGCGCUUUGGUGCUACUACCUUCGGCGAUCCUGCAUCAUCUAGCCCACUUGAUUGUAUAAACUUGGAGCCUGAAGAAUAUCCAAGUAAUGAUGCAGAGAAUCAGCCACCGAAUGCUAUCCCCACUACGCCACCGAUUGUUAUUGCACCCCCGAAUCGCGCACGCUCACUACCACUCGGCAAAGACAAUUUGCUAAAACUUCAAGUGGAAAACCAAUGCCAAUAUCACGAAAAUUCGAUGAAAAAGCUGGACGAAGUAUGUGAUAAUUUAAAUAGUUUAAGUAGAUAUUUUAAGAGGAAUGUUGAGCUCGAAGAGGCUAAACGUCAAUUAAAACGAGAAAAAUUUGAAUUUUUCAAAAAAAAUGAAAAAAAGAAAAGAAAACUGAAGUUAAAAGCACUGAAGCUAAAAGCUAAACUUUGUAAAUAG
Molecule: messenger RNA, 623 nt
Organism: Rhagoletis pomonella (apple maggot)
Lineage: Eukaryota; Metazoa; Arthropoda; Insecta; Diptera; Tephritidae
Exons: 2
Coding region: 87-623 (178 amino acids)
Source: RefSeq, a predicted model, not a curated record